AUGAGUGAAAGACUGCGCAUACAGGAUCCCGAUUUGUACAACACUUGGUAUAAUGAGAUGCAAGCCACUGGCAUCGAGACGCUAGUACUUAAAUCAACCAAGAUCGCACAACACGUUGAAGCCAUUAAACACGUACUGAAAAGAGCUAGAGAACACCAAGACGUAGACCUGGAUGACCAACUACCAGUACAAAGCACCAGUCCAGAGCCUGUUUCACCUAUACGUUCCGACGAACUGGAAGACAUGCUAAACACACUACCGAGGGCCAUCACACCCAUCGACGAUGAUCUACUACAAGACGUGACACAGAACGCUAAAGAAGACGACAGAUUUCUCCAAAGCAUCCAUCAAAAGAUCAACACUACAGACAAUUUGUGGACAUUCAUCUACCGCGGUCCUGAACCUACCAUCAUUAAGUCACCGUAUUAAUGCUAUCCUAUUACAUCAUGAUGAUCACUACCACGUUGUCUUUCAAUGCCUUACCCAAAACCGUAACCGAUCUCUCCAGCGUAUCCUUCAGGCCCUCAGUACACCGUCUUCAUACAUGUUGGACAUCCUAGCAACCACACAACCCGUUAUAGACUGGUACAAGUUCGCGCCAUACCUUGCUCGUACCGGGUAUCAUGUUUAGGUACGAGGAGAAAAACUACAACACUUUGCAGAUCAUUUGCUCUAACACCGGUAGACAAAAGGGAUUGUGCCCAAC
This is a messenger RNA of Dicrocoelium dendriticum, 706 nucleotides long. The record is from the annotation of a GenBank genome assembly. NCBI's taxonomy places the organism in Eukaryota, Metazoa, Platyhelminthes, Trematoda, Plagiorchiida, Dicrocoeliidae.